Budorcas taxicolor (takin) is the source of this 785-nucleotide messenger RNA. RefSeq names its product small ubiquitin-related modifier 1. Gene Ontology annotation, cellular component: nucleus; PML body. The record is from RefSeq and is a predicted model, not a curated record. Gene Ontology annotation, molecular function: ubiquitin-like protein ligase binding; protein tag activity. Gene Ontology annotation, biological process: protein sumoylation. NCBI's taxonomy places the organism in Eukaryota, Metazoa, Chordata, Mammalia, Artiodactyla, Bovidae. The transcript has a single exon. Bases 103 to 408 code for a protein of 101 amino acids.
UUGUGCUGUCGGGUAGAGAGACGGAUUUGUAAACCCCGGAGCGAGGUUCUACCUACCCGAGGCCCCUGGUGUGCGGAGACCCCGGGGGAAACCACCGUCACCAUGUCUGACCAGGAAGCAAAACCUUCAACCGAGGACUUGGGGGAUAAGAAGGAAGGAGAAUAUAUUAAACUCAAAGUCAUUGGACAGGAUAGCAGUGAGAUUCACUUCAAAGUGAAAAUGACGACACAUCUCAAGAAACUCAAAGAAUCAUACUGUCAAAGACAGGGAGUUCCCAUGAAUUCACUCAGGUUUCUCUUUGAAGGUCAGAGAAUUGCUGAUAAUCACACUCCAAAAGAACUGGGAAUGGAGGAAGAAGAUGUCAUUGAAGUUUAUCAGGAACAAACAGGGGGUCAUUCAACGGUUUAGAUAUUCUUUUUAUUUUUUUUUCUUUCCCCUUAAUCCUUUUUUAUUUUUAAAAAUAGUUCUUUUGUAAUGUGGUGUUCAAAACAUAAUUGAAAACUGGCACCCCAUCUCUUUAAAACAUCUGGUAAUUUGAAUUCUAGUGUCCAUUAUUCAUUAUUGUUUCUUUUCAUUGUGCUGAUUUUUGGUGAUCAAACCUCAGCCCCCUUCAUAUCACUCUCUCCUUUUUAAAAAUUACAUGUGUGCAUAGAGAGCCCGCCUUUUCCAGGACUGUGCAUUUGCAGGCUUGUGAUAAAUAAGAUCAACUAAUGCAAGUGUUCUUAAUGACUUUCCAAUUGGCCCUGAAGUUCUAGCAUGUGAUUGCUUCACUCCUGGACUAUGAC